This is a messenger RNA of Salvia hispanica, 792 nucleotides long. RefSeq lists its product as uncharacterized. NCBI's taxonomy places the organism in Eukaryota, Viridiplantae, Streptophyta, Magnoliopsida, Lamiales, Lamiaceae. The record is from RefSeq and is a predicted model, not a curated record.
AUGGAAUCCUCAAGCCCAAACACUUCAAAUUCAAAGAGCAGCCUCAUCUCUCAUGAAGAAGACGCAAACAUAUUAUCAUUCCGCCGAAGAAACAAGAUCCUAAUCCUUUCACUACUCUUCCUAAUCAUCUUAUUAACACUAACCUUAUCCUUCUUAUUCAUCCGCUUCGUGCGCCCUAACGAUUCCUCGCCUCAUGAUAACCCUCGCAUCAAUCAAGCGCUGAGAGCAUUUUGCUACGCCAAUUCCGACGCUCCGCCGUGUUAUGGCGCCGUUCAGCCCCUCAUCCGCCACAAACUAGUCUCAGACCCGAAUCAGAUCUUCGGUCUCUCUCUCCAAGCAGCAGCAGUCGAUCUCCGGCGCUUGAUCGGUUCAAUUGCGCACAGCAACUGCUCCCAAUCGCUGCGCGAUGCGCUGGACCAGAUCCGGCGCCCUCUGGCCGCGAUCGAGGCCGAUCCGUUCGUGCAGACGAGGACCGACGAGCAGAGGGCGGAGAUGAUGAAGCGGAUCGCGGCGGCGGAGGAGGAUGUGGACACGUGUUUGGAUGAUUUGGGAAAAAUUGGAGCGGCGGCGGAGCUGGUGAAGGUGAAGGUGUACUUGAACGGCGCCGGAGAUUUUCUGAUCGACUACGCGAGGGCGGUGCGGAUGGCCGCGCGAUUGCAGAUGUUGGAGGCGUAUAACGAUGAUCGGUGGAGGAGGAUAAUCAUGACUGAUUAUGUGUUUCUGGGUGUAUGCCAAUGGGUUUUUGUUGUUGGAUUGUUUUGCGCUUUCUUUAGUAUUAAGCCUCGUCCUUAA